Molecule: messenger RNA, 1698 nt
Organism: Gregarina niphandrodes
Lineage: Eukaryota; Apicomplexa; Conoidasida; Eugregarinorida; Gregarinidae
Exons: 3
Coding region: 1-1698 (565 amino acids)
Source: RefSeq, a predicted model, not a curated record
AUGCGUAUGACUUUUGCGAUUAGGAUGCACAAGCAGGGCGCCAUGCAGGAUCUGGAACAUCGUUUGACGGACAUGCAGAGCCGGUAUGACAUCCUUGCUCACCACGUGCUGCAACUUGGCGAAGAAAAAUCGUCUCUCCUGGAGGCGUUGAGAGAGCGGCAGAGUCAGCUGGACCUGUGCUUGGCGCAGCUGCAGAUCCUGGACCGGAAUUCAAAGGGUCUAAAGCAGUGGGAACAGCGUGUGCUGGAGCUGGAGAAGGAGCUCGCCGCGCUGAAGGACCAGCACGCUGCGGAGCGGAAGAAGUACAUGGACGAGAUCAGCCAGUUGACUAACAUGUUGAAGGACUGUGGAGAGGCCCGGAAGGCUUUGGAGGAUGCGUUGGCCAAGGCCAAGGCAGGCGGCGGCGGUGCCGGCGGUGGGGGCGCGGGUGGGGGCGCAGGCGGUGGCGCUGGCGGCAGUGGCGGCUUGGGAGGGCUGAUGGAUAAGUUCAAGGGUGGCGCGGGUGCAGGUGGCAAGGGCGGCAAGGGCGGUUUGUCGGUCAAGCUGGACGUGGGUGGUUCGGGCUUGAACAAGCCGAAGGCGCCGACGGGCACCAUGAAGGAGGAAGUGAAGGCCGCAAAGAAGGAGAAGACAUACAAGGAGGGUACGGAGAAGAUUGACGCGAGCAAGGACGCGGGCGAGGUGAACAAGAAGGCGCCGGAGGAGGCGAUUCGGCACCGCGGCUUGGUGAUCAAGGUGCGCUGGCACCCGACUUCGGGCAAGCAUACGUUCGGCACGCGGUAUCUGCAGGUUGACUCGAAGACGGCGCGGCUGGGUUGGUCGAAGGGCGAGGGCGACGUGGUGAGCAAGGUGAUAAAGCUGGACGAGAUUGCCCGCGUGGCCUACGGCUACGCGUCGCACAUGACGGACUACAAGCGGCGGUUCGACUGUCCACCGGGCGCGAACACGCCUUCCUCGGGUUCGGGCGCCGAGGACCAGCUCACGGCGCCGCCAGUGGGUGCGCCGAAGGGGUUGUUGGCCACAUGGCCGCGCAUUUCCCUGACGUCCUGCUUCACGAUUGUGACGAAGGAGGGCCGCGUCUUCGACUUCUUCACGGCGACGGACUCUGAGGCGUUCGACUGGAUUAUGCGGCUCAGUCGCGUGCUCAAGCCGCACGGUGUGGCCGGUCUGCACGACCGCAUUUCGUUCUUGGCUGCUCGUGGUUGGACGCGGCUCAUUGAGCAGUGUUGUAUCCGCCAGAUCACCUGCAGACGGUUGUUGAUUGAGGGAAUGGAGAAGGCCGGCGUCUUUGCGGCUUCCACGGGGCUUGGUACCGGCGGCGGUCAGCGUAAGCCGCGUGUGUCUGCGACCAAAACAGGCGGCACCAAUGCCAAAGUUUUCAAGGGCGGCGCCGGCCUCGUCUUCCGCGGCGCCAGCGGCCAACCUACCGCACCCACGGACCGCUCCUGGAUUAAGCAGAAGGGCGGGGCGAAGAAGGAAGAGGCCAAAGGCGGUACGGAGGUGAAGAAGGACGCGAAGCCCGUGGGCAAGCCGGACGAGAAGGCCGCCAAGCCCGCAGCGGCCAAACCUGCGGAUGCGAAACCCCCGGCGGCGAAGCCUGCAGAGGCCAAGACGGCCAAACCCGCAGGCGAAGCCAAACCGGCAACCGCCACCAAGAUACUGCCCAAGAAGGCCAGUGAACCACCCAAGAAAGGCUAA